AUGUCGAAUAAUAAAGGAUCAUUGGAAUGUCUUCCAAUUUAUUCAUUUUUCUUUCCGAAUGAAAAAGGCUCUAGCUUAUAUAACGCUUAUGACCAAAGUGAGGUAGAGGAUAAAUUAGUUAUCAAAAUCGACCAAGAUGGUGAUCAUGCUCCCAAAUUUUCUGUUACAAAUGACGUCUCAGAAGUAUAUAGUUUACCUGGGAUUCACAAAUGUAAUAAUGGUCAAAAGCCUUUAAGAGCUGUGAUUGAUAUUGAUACGUCAAAAGAAGAUAUGGAAACUGCUAGUGUUAAGGAACAAGAAGUAAUUAUUCGAAUCUGUUGCUCUUUCAUAAGAGCUUUGUAUCGAAUUCUUGACUGUAGUUGGGAAGAUAUUCUUAAGGGGUUAGUAAUUGCCACGUCUUCAGAUCCUAGCAAGUGUAGCUACUAUAUUUUAUAUGCACUGACUCUCCUUAUCGACCAUUAUAAGCUCAAAGCACUCACCGAAUUAGUUUAUACCUUAACUGGAGAAAAAUUUGGCAAAUACAUUGAUAGAGGAUUUCCUGGUCAAAAUUUUAACCUUCGUCUUAUUGGUUCGGCAAAAAAAGGUCGCGUAAAACACAUUCUUCAAUUCUCUUUAGAUAAUGGCUGGAAUGAACUUGAUCAUAUUAUGGUUCAACCGCCUUCUAGUUUGAAACUUGAAAGAUUGGACUAUCGAAGAAAAGGAAGAGACAAAGGAAAACUUCGUAUAUUUCAACCGGAAAGGUCCACUAGAAUACCCACUAUGUAA
Funneliformis geosporum is the source of this 765-nucleotide messenger RNA. Lineage: Eukaryota; Fungi; Glomeromycota; Glomeromycetes; Glomerales; Glomeraceae. The record is from the annotation of a GenBank genome assembly.